GUAGGAGAACACUGCUAACGCAAGCCAAAGUAGUUGAGUUCGGAACUUURAAGUGCACAAGUUCAUAAAAACCAUGAGUGAAGCCGAGAAAAGGAAGACACAAAUGGAUCACCGACGAGCAGAAAUGAAUGAYGACGAGCCCGCAUUGGAAGGAUACGAGCGGUGAGUAACCAUGUUGCGUGAUGCUUGAGCGACCGUUGAUUUCGUCGCGUGUCUUUCUUCUUUUGUUUYGCUAUGAGAAUCGGCGCUUGGCUCAUCCUUUGAACRCUAUAUUUUGAUCUGAUAGGACCGAUAUGAUCGGGCAGGGUGCGUACGGAAUAGUUUACAAAGGAAAAAAAGAAGACACGGGCGACACUGUAGCGAUUAAGAGGAUCCCUUUCGCAGAUUCAACUCCCGAAGGGGGUGUUCCCUGCAAUGUCAUCCGCGAGAUUUCUUUGUUGAGGGAACUAGAUCACCCAAACGUGGUGAAGUUACUGGAUAUUAUCCAGGCACACCCAGGAGGACUAUACUUAGUUUUCGAAUACGUCGCGCAUGAUUUGAAAACGUACAUGGAUCAGUAUCAGACGUCCGACGAUAUUUCCGAGCGAGUGGGACUUCCCCAUGCAACAGUAAAGAGCUUUUUGCGCCAAAUCAUAGCCGGCGUCGGUUGUUGUCACACGUUUAGAAUUUUGCAUCGAGAYUUGAAACCCCACAAUUUGUUGAUUACUGGAGAUGGAAAACAAGUCAAGCUCGCCGAUUUUGGUUUGGCUAGAUUAUCUGCMAUACCAAAUGGCCCUUAYACUUUCGAGGUUGUUACAUUGUGGUAUCGUGCUCCCGAAUUACUCCUUGGGGCCAAUCGAUAUUCUACAUCGGUCGAUGUGUGGUCGAUUGGAUGUAUCUUUGCAGAAAUGGCUACAGGCAUGCCACUUUUUCCUGGUCGGUCCGACAUCGACCAAAUUUUCAAGAUUUUUCAAAGGAAAGGUACUCCAACUUCAGAAAUGUGGCCAGCUGUUGCGAGACUUCCGCAUUACAAUGCUGAAUUUCCACAGUGGAGGGAGAGACCUAUAACAGAUCAAGUACCCAUGAGCUCUCUUGGAAGCAAUAAUGCUGUAGAUCUGCUUACAAAGUUACUGAUGUAUGAUCCAGAUCGACGGAUUGCAUGCAAAACGGCUCUGCAGCAUCCUUAUUUCUUUGAAUAAAAAAUUGGAGCUCUGGAUACAAGUAACAUUUCUGAAAUCGGGCUGAAAUCGGGAUUCCAAAAAAAUCUCUACGACACAUCUAUGGUAGACUGCAUAUUCCGAUUAARACUAUUUUUCGARUUUCUUGUACAUGACUGUCUACGCGUCGAUAUGUCGCUUCAAUAGAUAMGAAGUUCUAGCAAAGACAAAGAAAACAGUUUUGAUCAUGUUUGAGCUGAKCCUAAUCUCCCGUGGCAUUGAUGACGACAUCUUUUCAUAGAUCACUUGUAUAUCAGAACCCAAGAGAUGGUCACUGAUAUUUUUUCGAGUUGUGAUCUUCGUUGCUAUGAAGCUCCUUCWGUGAUCGAGGUCGAGUUACCAAAACGCAUGGUAUCAGAAUGGCCCAGUGUGCCAGUUGAAGAACGAAAGAUGAGGCCGGGGUGGCAGGAAACGUCAGAAAUGCGUAUUCUAUUGACGCAAGUAACAAUAUCCGUAUGGGAACAGGAUACAAAGUUUCUCUCCAUAGAAGAUAUGGUAAAGAUGGAAAGUACCAAGAAUAAAAUUGAUAGUGCAAUGUUCGUGCACAACAGACUCCAACAAAAUUUGAUAUAAAAAGAGURGAAAGGAUUUGUUCCUGAGAAAGGUUUUUGUGUUUUCCGACCGGGAGGCAUUUGUGGAGCCUAUAAUGAUAAAUACAUAGCAACCCAAGGUGGAGAAAAAGCAAAAAUAUUGCCAAUGGCUUUGAGAGGAAAAUAUCCUCGGGAAGGAACUUYAAGUUCACCGUCCACUUGAAAAAAAACUGACGAUCAAGUUCAAAUGCUUUCCGUAGAUAUGAUGUUGGAUAUCGAGCCAAAAAGGGAGCUCCGAUGAUGAGUUGAGUGACACCACAGAUCGCUAGUCGUGGUAUGGUCAUGAUUGGACUUGUUUCGAUCAAAAGGUAUAGUAAACCUGGUGCAAAAAGCAAGACAUUCAUUUUGAGGGAGACUGCCAAAGAAAAYACAAAGCAACCUAGGUUCCACUUGUUUUCCAUGAAGCACCAAAAUGAGAUGUAUGCCACUAGCAUUGUUGGGCCGUCGUUGAAGAGACGAAGCAAAAAUAUACUGUGGUACCUCUUCGAAAKACAAAGAAGCCCCAUCGCUAUGCGAAACGACCAGACUUCGUGGGUAAGGGAACAAGAGGCAUUGUCAGAAAUUUCGCUCGUUUUUGAACCUUCGAAUUGUCGCGUUUUCCGAACUUGUCGUAGAACCAUCAAGUAAAGUCCGAAGACGACGGACUGAGUCAACACGUAAAACCCAAGGAAAAUGAUUUGAGCUUCCGGGAUUUUGCGAUCUGUUAACCACUGUAAGAAUCCAAAUAGAUACAAGAAUCCAGCCGGGUAUACUAAAGGCCCAGUAUCCCCAUGAAUUUUUCGAUAAUCGUAUUCUCCGUCCAACCAAAACUCAACUUCUUGCAUGUAAGCAACCCAAUCUAUUUCGGUGUAAGGAACUUUUUGAAUAAUCAAAAGCCCUAAAG
Molecule: messenger RNA, 2669 nt
Organism: Pseudo-nitzschia multistriata
Lineage: Eukaryota; Bacillariophyta; Bacillariophyceae; Bacillariales; Bacillariaceae
Source: the annotation of a GenBank genome assembly